GCAGGCAGCACUUCAUGAAAAUAAGGAAGUAAACGCUGUUGGACUGGAACUGUUCCCUCUGUUGUUAAAAGUGAAAUGUGUCAUUUAGCAGCUCAGUGACAGAAGUAUAACAACAGCUAAGGAAGUUAGCCUUUACCUUCUUAAUAUUAUCACAGCCAAUAUACACAGAGAGAAACAGUGGGAGAGGAAGACACGGACAGGUAUUGCGGCCACUAUGGAUCACAAAGAGGAAUCUCUGGAAGGAGCCAUGGGGCUGAAUCAAGAUGAUUUGCCGCAGAUGGACGGUUUCUGCGAUGCGUGUGAGCCCGAUGAAGCCCAGCCAGCGACGCAAGCAUGUCACACCUGCAGCUUUGCCUUCUGCCCAGUUCAUGCAGAGAGACAUGCCAGUAGCACGCGGCACACCUUGAUGCCUUAUAACAGUGAAGACGCACUGGCCUGUGGUCUGGACACAGACAGAGCCUGCAGAGUCGAAGGUGCAGCUGAGGAUGAGUCUGGUGAAAAGAGACCAGUGGAUGAAAAUCAAGGGGUGGCACUAGGUGGUGAGAGUGGAGAUGCUGAGGAAGGAAAAAAUGCCCAAAAUGAGGGAGAAGGUGGGGAUGAGGCUGAGGCCAUGGCUGGGAAGAGGGACACCGUGACAGUGGAGAGGCUGCGCUGCAAAGAGCAUGGUCAGGAAGGGUCCCUCUACUGUAAACCCGACAAGCAAAUCAUCUGCGUGGUUUGCGCUGUGCAGGGCGAGCACCGGGGUCAUGAGAUCACAACUCUGCACGAGGCCUACGUGUGGCAGAAGAGCAGCCAGGGUCAUGACCUGCUUGGCUACACGCAGCAGAUGGCUGAAAGGAUCAAGACCAAGUGGACCAACCCUGAGAUGUCUACAGAGGAACUAGAAGAAUAUGUCAACAGCCAGUUUGAUGAGCUCCGCAGGUUGGUUCGACUGGAGGAGAGGAGGACUCUUCACCUGGUAGACCUCAAAGAAGCCUUCCUCACAGCGUCCGCUGCAGAGAAAAUAGCUGAGAUCACUUCAGAAACAGAAAAACUGCAGGAAGAGAUGGCCAACAUCACACACCAGCUGUGCCUGCUGGAACAGACUGAGGUGCAGGCAGUAGGUCCUGCAGCAGUGGCAGAAGUCCUGGCAGCGAGGCCUGGACCAGCCCACAGAUUACUGCACAACGUUGAAGCCAGGCCGAGGGUGCCGGAGCCAAGGGCAAACCCCAUGGAUCCGCUGGAUUUUGAAGACAAUGAUUCUGGACCAUCCAUGGACCACGCUCCGUGAUGUGAGCAGACCAGACUCCUCAUGUCCUUCAUGAUCUGCUUCAGCCCCUUGUCAGCCCAGUUCAGCUGUCAGGCCGGCCCCUUCUCUGUCAGUCAUUUUUCCGCACCCUCAUUUCUUUCCCUUGCAGUGACCUUGAAAGGAGGCUGCAGUGACAAAUAUGGAUGGCCACGUCUUUUCCACACUCAAACUUUCCCAACUUCUCACUUGCUGCAAACUUUAUUUAAUUGAAGGACUAAAGUUAUGUGGAAUCAUUUACCAUCCAUCAGGCUCAAUUUCCACAGCCAGUCAGAUCUUUGGCUGACUCCUGAGCCUGGAUGACUCGGAGAGGAGCUUGGGUAGACAGCUGUGCAAAGCAUCUGUUAAGUUCAACAGAUGUUAGAAAAAACAAAAGUAUGUGACAGUGAUUUACACUCCUCAUUUAUUUGGAAUAUAAUUAUGGUUCUUCUGCCGACGCUGCUGUUCUGCCUUAUAUCUUCAAGAGAUUAUAUUACAUCUAGAGAUGCACUAAUCAGGCUUUGUCUGGCCAAUACCAAUUUACAGUUAUCUUUGAGGUCUGGCCUGCCGAUUCCAGUUUUGACCCUUUUUUUUUUUUUUUUUUGAGAACUAUAUAGCAUAUAAUAGAUGAUUGAAUUAAAAAUGUGUUGCCAGAUCUUUCAGGAUAUAACAAGUGAAAGAAUUAUAAUAUAUCCUAUAUCCAUUACAAGUUAGGAACAGACAUUGCCUUUUUUCAGACUAACAUUAAAUCAGGCUAACAUUUCCCUGUUUUACAAUGAUUACCAAGAUUAUUUCUACUUGCAAGAUAAUGUUUUUUUGGCAUUUUUUUCACUAUCUUCAAUUUUGAAGUUUACAUAAAUGAUCUUUUAAAGUGUAUGAUUUUAGGGUCACAUGUUUAGGGUAUUCUCACAAUAGUUUGCCAAAAUAUGAUGGGCUAAAAUAGGAAUUUUGGCCCAUUUCUCCUGACAGAACUGGUGUAAUUGAAUCAGGUUUGUAGGCGUUCCUGCUCGCAAACACAAAACUGACUUUACUGUCCUUAAUCCACUUUGUAACUAAUUUGCUAGUAUGGUUAGGGUCAUUGUCCAUUUGGAAAACCCAUUCAUGGCCAAGCUUUAACUUCCUGGUUGAUGUCUUGAGAUGCUACUUUAGUAUUUCUAUAUUAGUCUUUCCUCCUUCCUAUAUUGUAAAGCGUACCAGUCCCUCCUGAAGCAAAACCUUCAUCAUAACAAUUAAUUUCCCUGUGAAUUAUAUCAUACCAGGAAGCAGCAUGUUUCAGAUGUUGCCUUAAAAUACAUCCACACGCUUACCUCCAUUUAAAUCCGAUAUUCUGAACUAACCUAUCAUAAGAUUACAAAGCCUUGACAUCAUAAUCUGGGCUUUCCCAAAUUAUUUAAAGGCCUAGUAACCUUCUGAACUUGAAGAAAGUAUUAAAAAUAUUGGUCUUUCUGUGUUCUGUCAUUUUGGCAAACAGAUUAAAAAAACUGUAAUCCUAAUUACGUAUGUCUAAUUUCAUUUCAGACAAUAAGGAAAAAAGUUGCAUUGUUUUAUACAGUGUAUGUAUGUUUUUGUUUUACAGCUGUAUGCAUCAAAGCAUAUGUCCCUAAUAGGCUGGUCAGCAAUAUCAAAGUUAUGAAAAGUUUAAAAAUCACAAAUAUUUUCCAGCACACCUUUGGUUAAAAGUGUUUUUGUUGAGAUGUAAGAGAAAGUGCCAGAGUCACUGGAGCUUUAGCUUUAUUGGGGCAUACAGAAAUGCAGUCCUGCCCCUACCUGUUAAUGUGCACUGCUGUUCAGCUGGCAGAAAGAAGGCUUCAACAAAAAGACAAAUUUGGCAGUUGGAAAUUUUUCCAAUAUUGCUGUGGAAGCUAAAGGAGAACCAACUUUCAGGCUUAUUAAGGUAACUCUGUUUUAAGGAGCAAGAAUUGUGGCUGUCUUAUAUUUAAUGAAAGAAAUUAGGCUGUAAGAAAAAUUAGAUGAUGAAAUACGUUUUUGUGUUACAUUUUUGUGUGAAUACUAUAAAACCAUGAUGUUUUUAUUCAGGGGAAUCAUAACUUGAGAAUCUCAUACAGGCCGGUGCCCAAUCUCCAUCCUUCAUCGGAUUUUUAUUCAACUCAAAAACAAGUAUCAGAGUACACGUUGAUGCAUUAAUAAAUUAAAACGGUGGAAGUUUUUAGCUGCAAUGCAUUUAAUUAUCUAGCAAAAAAUGCAAAUUUUUAACUAUUUUACUUGCCAGUCACCAAAUCAAGCUGAUCAAAGGAAAAUGUACCUAAUUUUGAUGUCUGGCCAAUUUAAUGGUGCACCUCUAUUAUGUCAGUGUACAUUGGUUUUAUUUUGAUUGGAAAACGGGAAAACAAAGCAACAAAAAUUGUGUUAUUCUCUGCCAUACUGUGGCCUUCACCUGUCUAUUUGCUGUUUAUGAAAGCUUUUAGACUUGUUCACACUUCCUCUUGUGUUUCUUGGAUGUUUUAUCACAAUCAGGGUAUAUUCUGACAUUUAUUGAUUCAUAAAUGUUGCUGAGUCUUUAUUAGAUAAAAAUCAAACUUGUACUCAACUGAGUAAAAACAGCCUUUCUGCAUUGAUCAGCUCUGUGUACAGUAAUGUAAAGGCUCAUUAAUCCUGACCCGUCUGCAGUGCAUGACGGAUUACUGCCCAGAGAUGCGAAUGCAUUUUCAACCUUGACCUGCUGAGUCGCAUCUAUCACUCAUGAUGUAUUGCCACAGUUUUGUGUACAUAUCAGCAAUUUGUUUUUAAUGUGACUGAUUCUGUUGCCUUAAAAUCAGAACUGAGACGCUGUCAUUAUUGAUAUGUGGGACGGGUUUACCUACAAAUGAUUUCAUUACAGUAGCACUGCUCAAAGAUGCACUGAAGUUGUCUACCUUCUCAAGGGAAUUGUUUGUGUGUCAACAGCCUAUUGGAAAAAAAACAGCAGCAUCUUAUUCUGUAUUCUCUCUGUGACAUCAGGCAGGAGUCUUGACUGUUGAAUGUGUUUUAAUUUGUCUUUUUUGGUUUUAAAUCUAUAAAUAAACAGCCUUCUUUUUAGACUUGA
Molecule: messenger RNA, 4307 nt
Organism: Girardinichthys multiradiatus
Lineage: Eukaryota; Metazoa; Chordata; Actinopteri; Cyprinodontiformes; Goodeidae
Gene: trim44
Product: tripartite motif containing 44
Exons: 6
Coding region: 215-1270 (351 amino acids)
Molecular function (GO): zinc ion binding
Source: RefSeq, a predicted model, not a curated record